Messenger RNA from Aspergillus puulaauensis, 1104 nucleotides. Its product is annotated as methylglyoxal reductase (NADPH-dependent) gre2. The transcript is spliced from 4 exons. Bases 1 to 1104 code for a protein of 367 amino acids. Lineage: Eukaryota; Fungi; Ascomycota; Eurotiomycetes; Eurotiales; Aspergillaceae. Gene Ontology annotation, molecular function: oxidoreductase activity, acting on the CH-OH group of donors, NAD or NADP as acceptor. The record is from RefSeq and is a predicted model, not a curated record.
AUGGCAACCCGCCGCGACUCCAACCAAGGCCACGGCCAGCAUGUUCUACUGACUGGCGCAAACGGCUUCGUUGCCUCUUAUAUCCUAUUAAAACUGAUCGAGCGUGGGUUCACCGUGACUGCCACAGUACGAUCGCAGGACAAAGUCGACGACAUCCUCAGGACACAUCCGGAAUGGAAGGGCAAAGCCAACUUUGCGAUCGUCGCCGACUUCACCUCGCAGCAACCCUUUGACGAAAUCUUCGAAAGUGCAAAAGUCCCCUUCACGUUCAUCAUCCACGCGGCAUCGCCCUUGAAGUUCGAUGUCCAGGAUAUCGAGAAGGAAAUGAUCGAGCCUGCCACUAAGGGAACAUCAGAAAUGCUCAAAAGCGCCCUACGACACCAAGGCACACACCUAAAACGCUUCGUCCUCCUCGGCAGCGCCGUCUCAGUCCUGAACUCGUUCGAGGACAUGUCCCGCGAGGGCCGCCCCUACACCGAGAAAGACUGGAACCCCGUAACAGCCAAACACGCGAUCGACCGCCAGGACACGGUGCUGGGGUACAAUGCCUCCAAGACGCAGGCAGAGCACGCGGCGUGGGAUUUCAUGGAGCAGAAUAAACCGGCGUUUGAUCUUGCGGUGAUUAACCCGGAUAUUACGAUCGGUCCCAUGAUUCAUCCCAUCGAUGGGCCCGAGUCGAUUAACCAGACGAAUCGGUUUGCGAUUGCCAGUUUUAUUGAUGGCACGCAUGAGACGAUUGAGGAUGUGCGGUUUCCGUUUUAUCAUUUUGUCGACGUCCGCGACGUCGCACAAGGCGCUGUUGACGCCCUAACCAAUCCCGCAGCAGGAGGGCAGCGGAUUCUACUCGUCUCCGGACUAAUCACGCCGCAACUGGUCGUGAAUACGAUCCGAAAGCAUUUCCCCACGCUAAGGGACCGGGUUCCCAAAGGGCUCGUCGGGCGGAUAUUGCCGGAAGGGGUCCAGCCAACAGACUGGAGUAAGAAUACUAGUCUGAAUAUCCUUUCCAAGGGGACACCGGACGAACAGGGUCGGUGGAGGCAUAUUGAGCUAGAGCAGAGUAUCAAGGAUACGGUACAAUCAAUGAUUGAUCUGGGUCUUGUGUGA